AACCUCCUUCUGCCUCCCCUGCUCUCUAACUCGGUUAAGAACAAUUUUAUCAAAUAAUAGACCCUGUAUAAUUUCUUAAGUGACACAAAUUAUUUUCAGAUUAUAUCCAAACAUUAACAGAAUCCAUGCACCUCCAGAAUUUUGAAUGUUGCAUAUCGCAGGCAGAUUAUCUGUAGGCACAAUAGCAGUUGCCAUAGUUGGUCAAGAGGCUUGAGAAUGGACAUGGUUUUUAAAAACUAAUCCAUUUUAAGUUAUCUGAAGAACUUACUGUAAAAAGACUUUUUGUUCUAAAGAUGUCUCCCACUCCAGAGAAGGAGCAGUCUUGGCUGAGGAUUCCCUGCUGUGGGUCUCCAUCUCAGUCAUUUUGAGUUUGGCCUAAUCAAAGCCGGAGGUGAUGAAGUCGAUCCUAGAUGGCCUUGCAGAUACCACCUUCCGCACCAUCACGACAGACCUCCUCUACGUGGGCUCGAGUGACAUUCAGUAUGAAGAUUUCAAAGGCGACAUGGCAUCCAAAUUAGGGUACUUCCCACAGAAGUUUCCUUUAACUUCCUUUAGGGGAAGUCCCUUCCAAGAGAAGAUGACUGCAGGAGACAGCCCCCAGCUGGUCCCAGCAGACCAGGUGAACAUUACCGAAUUUUACAACAAGUCCCUUUCGUCCUACAAGGAAAAUGAGGAGGACAUUCAGUGUGGGGAGAACUUCAUGGACAUGGAGUGCUUCAUGAUUCUCAACCCCAGCCAGCAGCUGGCCAUCGCCGUGUUGUCCCUCACACUGGGCACCUUCACGGUUCUGGAGAACCUGCUGGUGCUGUGUGUCAUCCUUCACUCGCGCAGCCUCCGCUGCAGGCCUUCCUACCACUUCAUAGGCAGCCUGGCGGUGGCAGACCUCCUGGGGAGUGUCAUUUUUGUCUACAGCUUCGUUGACUUCCACGUGUUCCACCGGAAAGAUAGCCCCAACGUGUUUCUGUUCAAACUGGGCGGGGUCACGGCCUCCUUCACCGCCUCAGUAGGCAGCCUGUUUCUCACAGCUAUUGACAGGUACAUCUCUAUCCACAGGCCCCUGGCCUAUAAGAGGAUCGUCACCAGACCCAAGGCCGUCGUGGCCUUUUGCCUAAUGUGGACCAUCGCAAUUGUGAUUGCUGUGCUGCCGCUCCUGGGCUGGAACUGCAAGAAGCUGCGGUCGGUUUGCUCAGAUAUUUUCCCGCUCAUCGACGAGACCUACCUGAUGUUCUGGAUCGGGGUCACCAGCGUGCUGCUGCUGUUUAUCGUGUACGCAUACAUGUACAUUCUCUGGAAGGCUCACAGCCACGCGGUCCGCAUGAUUCAGCGCGGCACCCAGAAGAGCAUCAUCAUUCACACGUCAGAGGACGGCAAGGUGCAGGUGACCCGGCCAGACCAGGCCCGCAUGGACAUUAGGCUGGCCAAGACCCUGGUCCUGAUCCUUGUGGUUUUGAUUAUCUGCUGGGGCCCUCUGCUUGCCAUCAUGGUAUAUGAUGUCUUUGGGAAGAUGAACAAGCUCAUUAAGACGGUGUUUGCAUUCUGCAGUAUGCUCUGCCUGCUGAACUCCACUGUGAAUCCCAUCAUCUAUGCUCUGCGGAGCAAGGACCUGAGACAUGCUUUCCGGAGUAUGUUCCCCUCGUGCGAAGGCACCGCGCAGCCUCUUGAUAACAGCAUGGGGGACUCGGACUGCCUGCACAGACACCCCAACAAUGCAGCCAGCGUUCACAGGGCCGCAGAGAGCUGCAUCAAGAGCACCGUCAAGAUUGCCAAGGUGACCAUGUCUGUGUCCACAGACACAUCUGCCGAGGCUCUGUGAGCCUGACCCUUCCCUGGCAGCAAAGGAAAAGAAAUUCCUUUUUUUUUUUUUUAAAGCUCCAAAUCUAGAAGAGUGUGUCAUCUCAUCAUUGUGUUUUUUAAAAUUAUUUUACAAUGCUCAGUGAGAAGGUGGUUGUCACCAUGAGCAGUUAUCAGUUCUCAAACAUUUCAGUAGGUAGGUCCUCAAACUCAGUCCUCUCGGGGUUUGCAGUGAGGAAAACCUGUUGCUGAAGAGACUGGAAGGUCCUUCAAUGUCUCAAUGAAACAGGAGAGAAGCCUUUGGCUACAGAAUUUGAAGUCUAGAUGUCCAUAGAAAAAUGCCGUCAAAUGAGUAAUGCCUGUGUGACCACAACUUUUAUUAUAAUGUGAAACGUAUUUGUCUGAGUAUUAGAGAUGUCCAUUUUUACAGCAGUUAUAGUACUAAAGUAGACCUAUUUUGUAAAAUGUGUCAUGUGAGAUGUGUAUCGGUGUGCACUGUGUGUCAUUCAUAUUUGUCUAGCUCAGCAAAAUUGAAAGGUAGACUUUUCUGAGAACAAUGGAACCCAAGCAGUGGAUAUAUGUCAGCGAGACCACUUUCUAAACAAAUUAUGGCCUGUGAUUUAACUUCAGAACCCGUAAUAUUUUUUCAAAUUUCUCUAUGUAAAUUUGACAUUGAAGUAAACAUUAAGGUUUAUUUUUUAUUUUUGUCAAUACAACAAGGAGAAUUUGAAGACUACCCAAAGUAUCGAGCAGAAUUCAUUGACACUUAAAAAUUUAUUAGCCCUGCAUUUUCAUACAAGGACAUUUAUUAUCUUCUGGAAAAUAGCUGUUCUGUUGAGUGAUGGAUUAUAAUCAGAACAGAAGAGAGAAGGCAUAUUGACUUUUUUCGCUGACAUCUCUGACUUUCUUUAGUCUUUAGCUACUAUGGGACCUCUUAAGAUAGCAUGUGUCAAUCUUAGUGUAUAUUGUCAUCACUGUGCAAUUGCUGUUUACUUGAAGAGUAUUGCAUCCUUCUUCCAGGUUUAAGUAGAUUUCAUGCCUGGGAGGCCAAACAAGAGUCUUCAUUUCUUCUUCAUUGAGAAGAAGUAUUAUCUGGAUCAGUAAAAUUAUACUGUGUGUGAGUGUGAAUAUAAAUGUGUGUAUGUGUGUGUGUUUAUCCUGUAACUGUUACAGUAAUGUCAUAAGGUGAGAAAACUGUGACCAAGUGUAAACUGUACCACUUGCUGCACUCUUGCGCAUGAAUUCAGUUUCUGAAGUGGAGUUCUUCCAGAAAUCUUGUUGAUAAAAACACUGACCAUAAACAUUCAGAAAAUUCCCUUCCCUCCUUAAGAGCUUGGGUCAGUAUUACUAAUUGACCUUUCGGUAUUCCAUGAACAGUGUUUAGACAGGACUAUGCAGUGAUGAGCAUUCAAGUGGAGGUCUGCAUUUACAGAGUUAAUGGCAGUGCAUUGCCAUGUAACGCAUGAGAGCUUUUUGGUUUCUGAGCACCUACGAUCAAGACCACGGACAUAUAAGUCAUUAAAAGGGAAGCAGUUCUAAAAACCCCCAGUGGUGACAUUUUUCAGUUGUGCACGUAGGCAGUGAGAUCCCAGUUUAAGGUGCUCUGUACACCACUUGCUGAAGUAGGACUUCCAGGUGUGGCCCACGUGGCUCAGGAGGCCUGUCAGACAGGAGGGGAGGCAGAACAAGUCAGUGAGGAGCCGCCCACUUGGGGCUGAGGCCUGGAUGAUACAGAUACAGAGCUUCACCCAGCUGCCCCUGGUGGUGACCCAGUGUCUGGCUUUGGGUGGUUUGGGCUACGGGAUAGGCCUCUCCUCUGCUCAUGCUUAAGCAUAAGAGGUAUAGCUUGCUUUCUUCCUAUGCCCCAGUCUCAAGCUCCUUAACAUGCCAUGGGUGCUCAGAAUGAGGCCCUUUCCCAGUAAACAGUCAUACUGCUCAAGAAGCCACUUGACCCUGCCAAACUUUACUUACAGUCUUCUCCUUAUACAGAUAAAGCAUGGCUCCUGCGGGCCCCAGAGGCCUGCAUAGCCUGAAAUGAAGUGGAGAGCUAGCCUUUAUCUGGUGAUGCCUAGCCAUCUAGACACUGCAGCAACCUGAUGGGGGCAGUGUCCUCUCUUGCAGUGUGUGGUGUAAGGCUGAAUGUGGCCUCUGGACCAAGCUUGGGAUGUAUUACUGUCUGUCUCUACAGCUUGAAUCUGCUUGCUGGUUCCCUCUCUAGGAUAUACAGGUGAGGGUCUAGGAUGCUGGAGGAUGAAUAAGAUCAUUUUAGAAGAAGGAGAAAAGACUAUUUA
Messenger RNA from Manis pentadactyla (Chinese pangolin), 4082 nucleotides. RefSeq names its product cannabinoid receptor 1 (gene CNR1). Gene Ontology annotation, biological process: G protein-coupled receptor signaling pathway. The transcript is spliced from 2 exons. Gene Ontology annotation, cellular component: membrane. Bases 395 to 1813 code for a protein of 472 amino acids. NCBI's taxonomy places the organism in Eukaryota, Metazoa, Chordata, Mammalia, Pholidota, Manidae. Gene Ontology annotation, molecular function: cannabinoid receptor activity. The record is from RefSeq and is a predicted model, not a curated record.